AUGGGUUGCGGAAUGAGCACUGAGGAUAAGGAGAGGAAGGCCAGAAACGAGGAGAUCGAAAACCAGCUUAAGAGGGACAAGUUGAUGCAGAGAAAUGAAAUCAAGAUGCUUCUGCUUGCUGCUGAUCAGAGCCAUAACUCACACACAACAGGUGCUGGAGAGUCUGGAAAAUCUACCAUCCUGAAACAGAUGAAACUCAUCCACGAGGGAUCCUACUCUCGUGAUGAACGCGAGUCGUUUAAAGAAAUCAUCUUCAGCAACACCGUCCAGUCCAUGCGUGUCAUCCUCGAGGCCAUGGAGAGUCUGGAACUUCCGCUCGAUGACCAACGGGCUGAAUACCACGUACACACCAUCUUCAUGCAGCCAGCUCAGAUCGAGGGUGACUCUCUCCCUCCAGAGGUUGGUGCUGCGAUCGAGGCCCUGUGGAAGGAUGCUGGCGUUCAAGAGUGUUUCAAGCGAUCAAGAGAGUACCAAUUGAACGAUUCUGCCAGAUACUACUUUGACUCCAUUGGCCGAAUUGCCGCCCCAGACUAUCUCCCUAACGAUCAGGACGUCCUUCGCUCCCGUGUCAAGACCACUGGUAUCACCGAAACCACCUUCAUCAUCGGUGACCUUACCUACCGCAUGUUCGACGUCGGUGGCCAGCGUUCUGAGCGUAAGAAGUGGAUUCACUGCUUCGAGAACGUCACCACCAUCCUCUUCCUUGUCGCCAUUUCAGAGUACGACCAGCUUCUGUUCGAAGAUGAAACCGUCAACAGAAUGCAGGAGGCUCUCACCCUGUUCGACUCCAUCUGCAACUCGAGAUGGUUCAUCAACACAUCCAUCAUCUUGUUCUUGAACAAGAUUGACCGAUUCAAGGAGAAACUGCCUGUCAGCCCGAUGAAGAACUACUUCCCUGACUAUGAAGGUGGCGCCGACUACUCUGCUGCUUGCGACUACAUCCUCAACCGCUUCGUCUCAUUAAACCAGGCUGAGCAGAAACAGAUCUACACACACUUCACCUGUGCCACUGAUACCACCCAGAUUCGAUUCGUCAUGGCUGCUGUCAAUGGUAAGUUAUCACUGCUCAACCCUCUCGAUGAAGCUCUUUCUAACAAUACAUCCAGACAUCAUCAUACAAGAGAAUCUCCGACUCUGCGGUCUCAUAUAAUGCAUCUCUCUCUUUUUUUUAAGAAAAAAAAAAAGAAGUCCCAGCUUCCUGACCUCUACCCGGGUCGUUGUCUUUCUCUUUCGCUUGUCUUACGUGUAUUUGAUAUCCCAAUAAUUAACCUGCUAAAAUUCCCCCAGCAACCAACGCGCUACGUCUCCCGCCUUUUUAUUUUCAGUUUUCCCCGUCCCUCCAAUCUGCUUUGCGUGGCUCUGCGGUCUUUCACUCUGCUUUUUCUCUUUUUACCAUCAAACCCCAGGCGUCUCGUUGACCGUUGA
This is a messenger RNA of Trichophyton verrucosum HKI 0517, 1425 nucleotides long. RefSeq lists its product as uncharacterized. The record is from RefSeq and is a predicted model, not a curated record. Gene Ontology annotation, biological process: G protein-coupled receptor signaling pathway. The transcript is spliced from 4 exons. The coding region runs from base 1 to 1425 and encodes 474 amino acids. Gene Ontology annotation, molecular function: G protein-coupled receptor binding; G-protein beta/gamma-subunit complex binding; GTP binding. Lineage: Eukaryota; Fungi; Ascomycota; Eurotiomycetes; Onygenales; Arthrodermataceae. Gene Ontology annotation, cellular component: heterotrimeric G-protein complex.